Messenger RNA from Quercus lobata, 1424 nucleotides. It is a transcript of the gene FTM1, whose product is annotated as Plant stearoyl-acyl-carrier-protein desaturase family protein. The transcript has 2 exons. Gene Ontology annotation, biological process: fatty acid metabolic process. The record is from RefSeq and is a predicted model, not a curated record. The coding region runs from base 33 to 1202 and encodes 389 amino acids. Gene Ontology annotation, molecular function: stearoyl-[ACP] desaturase activity. NCBI's taxonomy places the organism in Eukaryota, Viridiplantae, Streptophyta, Magnoliopsida, Fagales, Fagaceae. Gene Ontology annotation, cellular component: chloroplast stroma.
UAGCAUAGCAAAGUCAAAAAAAACAAAUACAAAUGCAAUCCUCACAGUCAAUCCGCAUGUUCAGCACCCAAAAUCUUACAUGGGUCCCACUCUUGAAACAACCUACAACCGCCGUCAGAUUGCGGCGGUCACCACCACCGAUCACGGCGGUCAGUGCAACAACAUCCCCACCCCAAAGAAGGGCCCAUACAAUGCCCCCUGAAAAGGCAGAAGUGUUCAAGUCACUGGAAAAUUGGGCCACAAAGUCGGUGCUACCAUUGUUAAAGCCCGUGGAGCAAUGCUGGCAACCCCAGAACUUUGUGCCGGACCCCGCGCUGCCGUUCGAGGAGUUUAAGGACCAGGUGGGGGCCCUACGAGAUCGGACGGCUGAGCUUCCUGAUGAGUAUUUUGUGGUGCUGGUUGGUGAUAUGAUCACCGAGGAGGCACUGCCCACGUAUCAGACCAUGAUCAAUACGCUUGAUGGGGUUAGGGAUGAGAGUGGGGCUAGCCCUGACCCGUGGGCUGUGUGGACUCGGGCUUGGACUGCGGAGGAGAAUAGGCAUGGGGAUUUGCUGAAGACCUAUUUGUAUUUGUCGGGUCGGGUUGAUAUGUUGAUGAUUGAGAAGACGGUGCAGUACUUGAUUGGAGCUGGAAUGGAUCCUGGAACGGAAAACAACCCGUACUUGGGGUACGUGUACACGUCAUUCCAAGAGAGAGCAACAUUCGUGUCGCACGGAAACACAGCAAGGUUAGCUAAGGAGAGCGGCGAUCCAGUACUAGCACGCAUAUGUGGCACGAUUGCAUCCGACGAGAAACGCCACGAGAACGCGUACGUCAAGAUCGUCGAAAAGCUCUUGGAAGUGGACCCCACCGGUGCCAUGCUGGCAAUCGCUGAUAUGAUGAAAAAGAAGAUCACGAUGCCUGCGCACUUGAUGUACGAUGGGCGGGACCCACGCCUGUUUGAGCACUUCUCUGGUGUGGCCCAGCGUUUGGGGGUUUAUACGGCUGAUGAUUAUGCCGACAUAUUGGAGUUUUUGAUUGGACGGUGGGGAUUGGAGAAGUUGGAAGGGCUGAACGGUGAUGGGAGACGUGCGCAGGAUUUUGUGUGUGGGUUAGCGCCUAGGAUUAGGAAGCUGCAGGAGAGAGCGGAUGAGCGUGCAAGGAAGAUGGAAAAACACAAGGUUAAGUUUAGCUGGAUUUUCAAUAAGGAGCUCCUUUUGUAAAUAUGAAUCAAUGAGUGUUGUUAUGACAUAACAUUUUCACACUAAAGAUUUUAUGGCAAAUCUUAGGUGAUAAGUUAUCUCAGGUUUUUAUUUGAGUUUUGAUAAUGUUAUAAAUGUGACAUUACUCUAAAGAAGUGUUUGGAUCGCUUGAUAUUAUAUUAAAUUUUGAUGUUAGAUUAUUGUAACGAAAUGAAACAUUCAUGUAAUCACGUUAAAGCAAUA